Molecule: messenger RNA, 4632 nt
Organism: Hippocampus zosterae (dwarf seahorse)
Lineage: Eukaryota; Metazoa; Chordata; Actinopteri; Syngnathiformes; Syngnathidae
Gene: ppp3cca
Product: protein phosphatase 3, catalytic subunit, gamma isozyme, a
Exons: 14
Coding region: 618-2147 (509 amino acids)
Biological process (GO): calcineurin-mediated signaling
Cellular component (GO): calcineurin complex; cytoplasm
Molecular function (GO): calmodulin binding; calmodulin-dependent protein phosphatase activity
Source: RefSeq, a predicted model, not a curated record
GUCACGGCGGCUCCACCAUGUUGUAGGAAAUCCGCCACUGCUCCACACUGUCAGAUUACGCUUUAAUCUGUGGAGGAGGAUACACCGUCAAAACCAACUCGGUGUCUUGGAACGACUUCACGUUUUUGUUUGUGCUACCUAAAGGUUGUCAUUUUCCUUCGGGGACCGGUUAAUACCUCGAAGAUGAAUCAUCAGUCUACAUGUGCCGUCUUUUCCUGCUCGCCAAUUUGCCACUACAUUAAAAUGUUAGCUGGCUAACUAGCGAGAAAUAGAGUAACCCCAUCGCUCAAGGUAAUAUCCAGGUAUUUUUGCUAUUUUUGACAGCGAUUACAAGGCAAAGGAGCUCCCUCUUUGUGCUAUACGCUUCUAUUUCUGCAAACAACCAGACAUCGUAGUUUUUCCUCCGGCACUAAUGUUCAUGCAAGUAAGCUAACACACCAAAUAGAGCUGGAGCCCUUAGUCGAGCAUUUUGGGGGCCUUUCCCCCCCACUGUUUGUUUGAAAGAUCAACAUUUAAACCGAAAGUCAAGACCGCAAAAUCGAUGUGCCACUCCGUAUCGGGCUAGCCGGGAGGACAACCGUACAGUAGUUCAACUGCGAAAUCCGAAAGAAGGAAAGAUGUCAGGAAAGGAUAAAGAUAAACCAGAGAAACAGUCCACAACGGAGCGGCUCAUUAAAGCUGUGCCAUACCCCCCACAACAUAGACUGACCACAAAAGAGUUAUUUGAAGAUGGCAAGCCAAAUGCAGAGCUGUUACGAAACCACCUCGUUAAAGAAGGCAGAGUGGAGGAAGAUGUGGCGCUAAAGAUCAUCAACGAUGGAGCCAACAUCCUUCGGCAAGAGAAGUGCAUGCUGGAAGUGGAGGCACCUAUUACAGUUUGUGGUGAUGUCCAUGGCCAGUUCUUUGACCUCAUGAAGUUAUUUGAAGUUGGCGGAUCACCGAGUAAUACAAGGUAUCUCUUCCUCGGAGACUACGUAGAUCGAGGAUACUUCAGCAUUGAGUGUGUUCUCUACCUCUGGUCCCUCAAGAUCAACCACCCCACGACACUCUUCCUCCUGCGAGGGAACCAUGAGUGUCGGCACCUCACAGAGUACUUCACCUUCAAGCAGGAAUGUAAAAUUAAGUACUCAGAAAGGGUCUAUGAUGCCUGUAUGGAGGCCUUUGACUGCCUGCCCCUUGCCGCCCUGCUUAACCAACAGUUCUUGUGUGUACACGGUGGACUCUCACCAGAAAUUAACUGCCUUGAUGACAUAAGGAAAUUAGAUAGAUUUAAAGAGCCACCAGCGUUUGGGCCAAUGUGCGACCUGAUUUGGGCUGACCCUGGUGAAGACUAUGGCAGUGAAAAGACAACUGAACAUUUCAACCACAAUUCUGUCAGAGGCUGCUCCUACUUUUUCAGUUACUCAGCAGUGUGUGACUUUUUGGUAAAUAAUAACUUGCUGUCAGUAAUUAGAGCCCAUGAAGCCCAAGAUGCAGGAUAUCGGAUGUACAGAAAAAGUCAGACAACGGGCUUCCCUUCGUUAAUUACAAUCUUUUCAGCUCCAAAUUAUCUUGAUGUGUACAACAACAAAGCUGCUGUAUUAAAAUAUGAGAACAACGUGAUGAAUAUUCGACAGUUCAACUGCUCCCCCCACCCUUACUGGUUACCCAACUUUAUGGAUGUCUUCACAUGGUCUUUGCCAUUUGUUGGAGAAAAAGUGACAGAGAUGUUGGUGAAUGUGCUCAACAUUUGCUCUGAUGAUGAGCUCAUGUCAGAGGGAGAUGAUCUAUAUGAAGGUGGCACCACAGCGAUGCGUAAGGAGGUAAUCCGGAACAAGAUCCGUGCAGUCGGGAAAAUGGCCCGAGUCUUCUCAGUCCUCAGGGAGGAGAGUGAGAGUGUAUUAACUCUCAAAGGUCUGACCCCGACCGGAACUCUUCCCAUGGGAGUACUGUCCGGUGGAAAGCAGACAUUACAGACCGCUACUCUUGAGGCAGCUAAAGCAAAAGCCAUCCAAGGCUUCUCUCCUACGAGGAAGAUUCGUAAUUUCGAGGAGGCACGUGGCCUGGACAGGAUAAACGAAAGGAUGCCGCCUCGCAAAGACGGCCAGCAGCCGGACGGCACCACCGUCAAUACCAGCGCAGCCAACAAGAACGGCACUAACGGAUAGGCCAUAGAAGCCGCGCCUAAAAGCCCCCCCCCCACUCCUCCCGACGCUUCUUCGCCAUCCCGCUCCACCUCGCUUUGCUGUCCCGUCCAUCCCUUUGUCAGUCUCCUCCCCAGGAAGCGCCUGUCCAUCUUCUGUGUGCAUGCUGAAAGGAAGUAGACACGGUAGGUGGUGAAAAACAAAAGGAGACUACUCUGCUAGCAAAAGUUCUUUGGAGAAAAAGAGAAAAAAGAAUCUUUGGGGGAUAUUAUUUAUUAAAGGGAUAUACUAGAUGUCUCGUAGCACCUGGUGAACGAAUGGAGACAUUUUGCAGUUGCUGUACACUGAAGUCCAUGCUUAUUCAUGUCGCAGUUAUACAGGAUAGAUCAAUAUGAUAAAUUGAAUUUGGUAAGAUGAAGCUUUUGCCUAAUUCAGUUGUUAGUUUGCUGUUGUCAAUGUGUGUGUGUCAAUGGAUACGUUGAAGCAUGAAUUCUGUAGCCCCAGCAUCCCCAUUUUGAAGUCAAGAUAUGAAGUGGGGUACACUGCUUCUAGUGGUGGGGAGGAGAGGGGGGACUAUUUUAUACUUUGAGCAGAAAUGUGAUGUCUUAUGAAAUGUUCACAAAACUUUGGUGAAGCCCAAAGAUAUGGAAGUAUUUUGUUCUCUCUCAGUCACAGUGUCCUGUAUUAUCAUUAGUGAAGGAAACAGAUUGAAAAUGAAGAUAGAAUGCUUUUUGUGCCGUAGGCCUAAUAGGUGUUAGUUGACAUGAUGGCAGCUAGGACGUUUGCUCCCACCGAAACCAAAUUAGGGGACGUACAGAACACCACGACACAAGGCGCCUCGUUCCGGCACCACAGUCCUCCCCCAUUCUGGAUGGAAGCACAUUCAGAAACUGUAUCAAGACAAACCAGUUUAACCAUCCAUUCAUCCAUUUUCUAAUCCACUUUUCCUCAUGAGGAUCGCGGGUCCGUUUAAACAAAAGAGGACAUUUUUGCCCAAGAAGCAGCGGAGCCGUUGGGCACACUCACUGAUUCUAGACUUUUAUUAAGGAGUGAAAUAUUUCUGUAUUUCAAGGAAAUACAGCAGCGGAAACUGCUGCUUUAUUGUCAAACUCAUUUUUAGGUCUUUCUGUUGCUUUACGCACGCUGUACAAGUGUCUCCAUCUCCUGUUAAUUAUACAGGAUGCAGACGUGUGUGUGUGUGUGAGUGUGUGUGUGUGCGCGCGCGGCUUUUCUCCCUUCCCCCCAUCCCCCUCAAAAAAUUGUGACUACUGUGUUUAAGAAUUAAAAAAAGCUUGUUAAAUGACUGUAAUAUGUUGAAUGGAGACACAAUAGACUGAUGUUCACAUUUGGAGCGCUCCCACUACCACAUGUUUGACAAGGCUUAGCAGUCAACUUCUGGUUGAUUUGCCUCCUGCAGGUUCCUUUUUACAAGCUAGGGUGGGAGCCACGUAAUAGUCGCUGUGAUUUCCUGCUGUCUGUGAAGUUUUCCCGUAGCUUGGCUCACACUUUUGCGCUGACCACCUUCACUUAAUCUUCAUUGGCACCCAAAGAACCCUUUAAGACUCGCUUUUACCUUUUACUAGAAGUUACAAUGGAGGAGGAGUUGGGUCACUUAUAUGUGCAAUAUUUGUUUGUUUGUUUGCUUAAAAAAAUAAAAGGGAAAACAGUCAAGCCACAGAUUUUAGAGAUUUUUUUCUCAUAUACUGUAUAUAAUGCUUACAUUGUUUUUGCAGGUAUGUUCAUACUGUAUGUGACCCAGAGCCUCCUCUCGUUUCAACUGGUGCUAUUCUAGACCCAAUGCUUAGUUUCUGGCACUUGAGUAAUGGUUGGGUGACUUCAGUGAAAGAAUAUGCUCUCUUUGUGAAAAAAAUGUCCCUUGAUUUCAUUUAAUGAGUUGUUUGCACUCGUUUGGGCAGACCUGAAGAUAUGUACUGUAUGUGUGCGAAAAUGCAAACACAGUCAAGCCAUGCAACAUUAGUGAGUAAGAGUUCCCAAAGCCCGGAUCCCACUCUGUGGCGAACAUCGUGAAUAGGUCGCAAAUGGUCACAAAGACGUUCGCCAGACAUUUGGCAACAGGUUGGUCGCAAACAGUCUUUCUUGUUGCAAGGAAGUUUUGAACACAAUUCCCAAAUUUCUUGGCGACAAUCAACAUUCAACGACGCUCACAAACGCUCCCAAGCCUUCGCCACUCAGUGGGAUACAGGGCUUAAGUUAAGUAUUGCACUUUGAUCUAAUGUACACAACUUUUCAGUAUUGAAUUUUAAGUUAAUCGUAAUGUAAUGUUUCUUUGAAAGGUGAAGCUUUAUUGGGUUACUCACACAGUAUACUGACCUGUUAGGUCUUAUAAUUCACAUAUCUUGCAGAAUGUAAAAAAAAAAAAAAAACGAAUAACUGCUAACAAAGAAUCUUCUACUGGUGAAAGUGUACCGUGCGUAUCAUGCAAGGCCAUGAAAUCUACAUAGAUGUAUCACUUGAAAGCAAAUAAAUUUAAAUCCUGUGUUUUAUUUCA